Messenger RNA from Coregonus clupeaformis (lake whitefish), 2390 nucleotides. Its product is annotated as kinesin-like protein KIF12. Gene Ontology annotation, molecular function: microtubule motor activity; microtubule binding; ATP binding. The transcript has 19 exons. Gene Ontology annotation, biological process: microtubule-based movement. Lineage: Eukaryota; Metazoa; Chordata; Actinopteri; Salmoniformes; Salmonidae. The coding region runs from base 108 to 2123 and encodes 671 amino acids. The record is from RefSeq and is a predicted model, not a curated record.
GGAGGAGGACACCAGCAGGUCAGGACUGUGUCCAACCUGGGGCUAACCCACCUCACCAACACAAAACCAACCACCAGGUGCCAGAGAGAGCAAAGCAGAGGACAGAGAUGCAGGUGGAGUCCAACGUUGUCGUGGCUGUCAGGGUAAAGCCUCUGACUGAAGAUGAGCAUAACAGGGGAGAUGUGACCAUCGUGUACUGUCCAGACCAGCACAGUCUACUGGUGGGUGCGUCGGGGCAGGAGAGGGCGUUUGCGUUCGAUGUGGUCCUGGGCCCUGAGAGUUCCCAGCAUGCCAUGUUUCAAGAGUGUGGCAUGACUCGUCUCAUAGACAUGGUGGUCCAGGGGUUCUGCUGUACUGUGUUUGCCUUUGGACAGACAGGCUCAGGGAAAACAUACACCAUCACUGGGCCGCACUCUCUGUUCUUGGAGGGCUCUCAUGAUUCCUUGCUAGCAGGUCUUAUGCAGCGUUCUCUGUCAUACCUUCUUGAGCUGGUUGGCCAAUCAGAGGAGGGCUUUCACCUCUGUGCCUCAUACCUGGAGAUCUACAACGAACAGGUGCAUGACCUGCUGAACCCAUGUCUGCCAUACUCGUUGGCAGUUCGCGGCAGCAGAACCCAAGGGUUCUACGUAGAGAACCUGUCAGUAGUAGAGUUCCACGACCUGGACAGCUUCAUGAGGCUACUGGAGGGAGGGAUGCAGAACAGACAGAGCUCCUCUCACUCCCAGAAUGAACAUUCCAGCCGCAGUCACGCCAUCCUAACUGUCUACGUCAAGGGCAUGUUGACUCAGGGGAAGCUGUGCGUAGUAGACCUGGCAGGCAGUGAGAGGGUGAGAGAGGGAGACUCCAUAGAGGAACUAUUGGAAGAGACAGGCAACAUCAACCGCAGCCUGCUCACUCUGGGGAAGUGUAUCUCGUCUCUGGUGGAUCCUAAGAAGAGGAAUGGCCAUAUUCCCUACCGGGACAGUAAACUCACCAAGCUGCUCUCUGAAUCGCUGGGAGGAUCUGGCAUCACUCUCAUGAUUGCAUGUGUGUCUCCCACCUUGGGCAAUCUCCAGGAGACCCUGAACACACUUCGAUACUCCAGCAGAGCCAAAAGGAUCAAGAACAGACCAAUGGCCAAGAGGGACCUGCGUGAGAAGUUGGUGGUCAGCCUCCAGAGAGAGAUCUGCCGGCUAAGCCAGGAGAACCUGUUGCUACAGCAACACCUCUCCUCAGCCCACAAGGCUGGGGCAAGGGGGUCUGGGCUGGAGACAAAUCACCCUGGGAGUAUGAGUUAUUUUCCUCAGCAUGCAAAGGAGGUGGCCGGGGCCAGGACAGGCUCCUCCUGCUCUGAGACCAGCCUCAGGAUCCUGCUGCAGGAGCUGAUGAGAGAGAACGACAAGCUACAGCGAGAUAAGCUGGCUCUGUUGGACAGCCAGGAGAGUUUUAACCAGCAUAGAGCACAACUUUUCAAUGAGACCAACCGCCUGCUGAGAAAACUAGAAGAUCUGGAGAGGGUGAUCUCUAGCUCUCCCCACACUAACAGCAGUAGUAACUCUGGUCUAUCCAUGCAUGGUGCCUGGGGUGGGGCCUACCACCACCCUGUACCCUAUCCCCGCAGAUACAACAACAUGCUUGACCCAACGAUGGGUUACCCCUGGCACCCUGUCCUGUACUGCUGUGGCUGCUCCUCUGAGAGCGGCCUCAACGGCCAACAAUGUGGCCCUUGGCAGGGGCAGGGCUAUGGAAUAACAUCAGAGGAGAAUGUUUACAAAGCUACACCUUACCAGGAAAUGACUGGGCCACAUCGACCAAUGAGAAUGCAGGUAGUGCUGCCCCCCAUCCAGGAUGGACCCCCACAGCAAGUCGGCCGAGACCCAGCAGAGAGCACCAAGACUGGGCCACAGCACAGAGGCCCUGCCCCUGGAGCACCUCUACCUCGCAGGAAGACAUGCCAGGCAGUGUGUAAGGGUUAUGCUGAGCGGUACCAGGAGCAAAGGGAGGCCAGAGCCCAGAAAUCAAAGGUUAGGGCUGAUCCCAUUAACCCCACCCACUCCACCCUGCCCAACAUCACACACCCUGAGAGGAGAGAGGGCCAGACAGAAAACACCUGCGACAAAGCAGAUCUACACUCUCUCACAUGACCUCUACAUUAGGUUCCCUCCUAUGCUGCUGUCACCAAUCAAGCCCAUUCACAUCAGUGGUCAUGAUUUAGGAGAUGAGGAAAUAGGAGGCAAGGAUGGAAGGACGAUAUUGAAGAUAAUUGGAACGUAACCAGAGCUGAACUGGUUCUGUGCUGCCAGUUUGAUACUUUGACCAGGGACCUAAAAUAAACAAGAACAAUCUCGCUGCUUGAGGUCAUUUCUUAUAGUGUGUCUGAAAUGGCACCCUAUUCCCUACAUAGUGCACUA